CCAGUGUUGGUCAGCGUUCGAUUCGGAGUGGAGUCGCGAGUCCGAAACUGUGACACGCGCAGGCAAAUGGAAAACACAAGUUGCCUCCUCUGCCGCUGAUGAUGGGAAGCAAUCCUCCCGAGCACGGGACCAAGCCGAGAUCCACCAGACACCAAAGACAACAGAACCACCGAGUGGUGCGCAAGCAGCCGCUGCGUCCCGCAGUCAGCGACCGCCACAACAUCUACAUCACUAGCAAGACGGACUUCAAGGCCCAACAGCGCCGCUGCGAAGAGCUGCUCAACUCCGGCGCCCGUGAGAUCUUUCUGCAUUGCAUGGGCUACUCCGUCACCCGCGGCCUUAAUCUCGCCUUGCGCCUCGUCCAGAAUUCUGAGGGCGCCCUAAGCUACGCCAUCAACACCUCCACCGUCCAUCUGGUGGACGAACUGCACCCGCUGUGCGAUGCCGAGGACGUAACCUUCCGCCAGCGCAACAACUCGGCCCUGCACAUCAAGAUCUUCAAUCGCAGCCUUUUCGACAUUGUUGUGCCGCAACCGUCGCAGUCCCAGACGCAAACCCAAUCCCUGGGCCAGUUCAGAGGCAAGGCGAAGGCCAGGCAGUAGCAUGUUCAAGCUCUCGGAGCUAGUGCGCUGGCUGGGACUCACCGAGUUCGAGAUCCUGGUCAACCUGUGCGGCAUGCUGGUUUUCACCAUUACGCUGGCCGUCAAGCUCCACCUGCAAGCCAGGGCCGGACCCGGCGGUAUCCUUCCGGAGCCCAUGGGCGACUGGUUCACCGUCUUCAGUCCACUGUUCUUCAUCGACAUAUGCAACGCGUACUUCUGCGUUAUUGUGGGCAUCCGAAUGUACCUGGACUCCAACAACAAGCGCAAAGCCCUGCACCGCUUCAUGUGGAGCACGUAUUUCCUGGUGCUCAUUGCCAUCUUCAAGUACCUGCUCUGUCUGAAGCUCUCUAGCAAGACGGGCCUCGAGUACUCGGAGGUCUUCUCGCCGAUCUUCGUCCUACUGCAGCUCGUGGCGGUUCGCGCCUGCCAGUUACCCAACUCCAUCUGAACCAUAGACGUAGUAUAGCCUUAGAUCGAUAUGGUACAUACAAAUAUUCUGAUCUGAUACGCAGGUGGAAGCCGUUUAAUCAUUAAUCAUUGGGGGUUGCAUGGAUUAUUAUUUAUCUGUAUACGCAAUGUGGUACAAUAAUAUUUAAAAGGUACGGAAUUUAUGUUUCUGAUAUAGCAUAUCCAAUAUAUACAUAUUGUGUCUGAUCUGAUUCGGUAUGAAAGACAGA
This is a messenger RNA of Drosophila erecta, 1279 nucleotides long. It is a transcript of the gene Rpp20, whose product is annotated as ribonuclease P protein subunit p20. The coding region runs from base 99 to 602 and encodes 167 amino acids. The transcript is spliced from 2 exons. Gene Ontology annotation, cellular component: nucleolar ribonuclease P complex; ribonuclease MRP complex; nucleus. The record is from RefSeq and is a predicted model, not a curated record. Gene Ontology annotation, molecular function: nucleic acid binding. Lineage: Eukaryota; Metazoa; Arthropoda; Insecta; Diptera; Drosophilidae. Gene Ontology annotation, biological process: tRNA 5'-leader removal.